AUGGCGGCUGCCGUAAACACGUACAGUCGGUUCGUUUCCGUCGGAAGAAAACUGGGAAGUUUUCUGUUAAAUUCAGCUUUUAUCUCCCAGGCGGCGGCCUACCCCAACGAGAUGUCCUCCGCCAGGCCGACCAAGCUGGAGUUUGCGGUGCAGAUGACAUGUGACAGCUGUGCGGAGAAAGUUAGAGCUGCUCUGGAGGAUAAACCAGGAGUGAAGUCAGUCAGUGUUGAUAUCGGUAAGAAGGAGGUGCUGGUGGAGUCGGCUCUGACCAGCGCAGAAGUGCAGGCUCUGAUAGAAAGCACCGGGCGUAGAGCCGUGCUGAAGGGCAUCGGGGGAUCAGAGCAAGACCUGGGGGCAGCUGUGGCUAUGCUGGCCGGAACAGGAUCAAUUCAGGGGGUGGUGCGUUUUCUACAGCUGUCUGAGCAACACUGUUUGAUCGAUGGGACCAUCGAUGGAUUGGAGCCCGGGCUGCACGGCCUCCAUGUGCACACGCUGGGGGAUCUCACACAGGACUGUCUCAGCUGUGGAGAACACUUUAACCCAUCUGGGAAGCAACAUGGUGGUCCAGGAGACUCUGAGAGGCAUGUCGGGGAUCUGGGAAACGUCGUGGCCGGACCUGAUGGCAGAGCGUUUUUCAGGCUAGAGGACAGUCAGAUCAAGGUGUGGGAUGUGAUUGGUCGAUCUCUGGUGGUGGAUGCAGGAGAGGACGACCUUGGUCGAGGCAGCCACCCUCUCUCCAAACGGACCGGAAACUCUGGUGACAGGCUGGCAUGCGGGAUCAUCGCCCGUUCGUCCGGACUUUUCCAAAAUGCCAAACAGAUCUGUGCAUGUGAUGGGGUCACGAUUUGGGAAGAGAGAGACGUGCCGAUGGCUGGUAAAGGCCGGAGUCAGGCCAACAGGGAGACACCGACGGCAAACCUCUGAUCCUCGCACACAAACGUCGCUGACAGGAGUUUGAACUGAGACACCCUCCUGAGGGGAAACGGGACAUUUUGUUGACAGAGGGUUAGAGCUGGAGAUGAAACACAAAAGCACUGAUGUUGGACAGAAAAACAGACAUGUCAUCUAUAUUUUGUGAUAAUUUUCUUCGUAGUAAAUUGUAAUUAUCUUGCACUUGGUCCAGUGAAUGACUGACAUGGGGUUUGUUAAAUCAUACCGCUGAAAGCAUGAUAUGCUGCUGUUGCUGUCACCUGUAUGACGUGUAUGCAGGGUCUCGAGAAGAAGCCAUUCCUGUCUUUGUUCUGUUCAUUUUAAAUCCAUAAGGUGGUGUACGUGGCUUGAGCAAGAGAUUAGAAACUGCUGCGGAGGAAGAGUCAAAUUCCAUCCCGAGUGAAAGGGCAGAAGAGGGUAAAUGAAAGAGGGAGGCCUUGAGGGACUGUGUGCUCAGCUGUUUUUUUUCAGAAUGGGGUGUUGAGUUUCUUCAGCUCUGCCGCCACCACCUUCACAGCCAUAAACUGAGGGGAACAGAUCGUAUUUAACCCUCAACCCUUUACUUGUGAAAUUUUGUAUCUGAUACAUGAAUGUAACAUGAUAAACAAACUGCUACCAGAUGAGAUUCAGUAUAUUUUUUUUCCUUGACGAAAACAUCAAUAUUAGGACAUGCUGGUGUGCACCGUAUCACUUAUAUGAGAGGGAAUCUAGUGAAUUUUGCAUUGAUUUGUAUUUUUUUCCCCUCCAAACUGAGCAUCUGUGUUAUUCCACUGAUGCCUGGAUCAGUUUAUUGAAUUUUCCCUAAAUGUUCAGUCGUUGUCUUUUUCCACUUCUGUAUUUGGCUGAGUGAACCUUGAUGGCUAUAAAUAAUUGCCUUCAUUUAUUGAUCAGUAUGGGAUUUUCUUUUUUCUUCUUCUUUAAUGUCUGAAUAGUGGAUAUAUACCCUUUAUAAACUGAUCAUUCAAAGAUGUUAGAUUAAUAACAAUAACUGUUGGU
Cololabis saira (Pacific saury) is the source of this 1926-nucleotide messenger RNA. RefSeq names its product copper chaperone for superoxide dismutase-like. The record is from RefSeq and is a predicted model, not a curated record. Bases 1 to 924 code for a protein of 307 amino acids. NCBI's taxonomy places the organism in Eukaryota, Metazoa, Chordata, Actinopteri, Beloniformes, Belonidae. Gene Ontology annotation, molecular function: copper ion binding. The transcript is spliced from 8 exons. Gene Ontology annotation, biological process: removal of superoxide radicals.